Molecule: messenger RNA, 969 nt
Organism: Cheilinus undulatus (humphead wrasse)
Lineage: Eukaryota; Metazoa; Chordata; Actinopteri; Labriformes; Labridae
Gene: atpsckmt
Product: fATP synthase c subunit lysine N-methyltransferase
Exons: 4
Coding region: 268-954 (228 amino acids)
Biological process (GO): peptidyl-lysine trimethylation; regulation of mitochondrial ATP synthesis coupled proton transport; positive regulation of proton-transporting ATP synthase activity, rotational mechanism
Cellular component (GO): mitochondrion
Molecular function (GO): protein-lysine N-methyltransferase activity
Source: RefSeq, a predicted model, not a curated record
CCGAACAGGUCAUCAGUCUGUAAAGGCAUGGAUGUCCAAACAGAAACAAAGAAUGUGAAAUAGAUUAUUGUUGUCUCUGAAAAUGUGUCUUUCGGUUUUAACAUAGCAUUCUGAAAUGAAGCUGUUUAAAUGUGAUUAUUUUAUUUGUAACUAUACCUUGUUAGCUAGCUAGUCCAGCUAACCUUUAGUCCCAGCUGCCAUUCAUACCCUUCAGUUCAGCUGGCGUCACAUGCUAAAUAACGCUCAACAUCUCUAGCUGUUAGCAUCAUGUCACAGGAGGGGCUCUUUCUCGACUCGGGACAGUCAAAGAACGAUGUCAGGGAGGAGAAGAGCAGAAGUCGGCUUGGUCUGGUGGUCACCGGGGUUCUUGGAGGGUCUCUGGUCGCCCUGUACGCAGUGGCUGCUCCGUUUGUGACACCUGCUCUGAGGAAGAUCUGCCUCCCGUUCGUACCUGCGACCUCAGUCCAGGUGGAAAAUGUCCUCAGUGUACUGAGAGCCAGAUCAGGGACCCUGGUGGACAUUGGGAGCGGAGAUGGGAGGAUAGUCAUUGCAGCAGCAAAGAAGGGAUUUAAGGCAUCAGGCUUUGAGCUGAACCCCUGGCUGGUGUGGUUUUCUCGCUACAAGGCCUGGAGGGAGGGAGUCCACAAGUCCACCUCCUUCUACAUCUCUGACUUAUGGAAGGUCAAUUUUUCUCAGUAUUCAAAUGUUGUCAUAUUUGGAGUUCCUCAGAUGAUGGAGCAGCUGGAGCUGAAGUUGGCAAGCGAGUUACCGACCACAGCCAAGGUGGUGGCCUGCCGCUUUCCUUUCCCUACCUGGAUCCCUGAAAAUACUGCCGGGGAGGGAAUUGACACUGUGUGGGUGUACGAUGCAAAGACUUUUAAAUCAGACUUGCAAAAUGGAAUGAGAAGAAAGACAACACCAGAACACAAGGACACAAUGGAUUCACAACAAUAAAUGGAAACACUUGGA